UACAGAGGUGGGUCUAGCUCUUUCAGAUCUGAUUUACACUUUUUGUUUCUAUCGUUUCGAAUGUUUAUUUAGCUGCUGGGAUUGGUGUGUUUUCUGGGUAUUGAUCAAAAUGGAGAUUGCUAGCGUUACUUCUCCACGAAUGAGAUUAGAUCACCUAGAAAAAGAAGGAUCGAAGGAAACCCAUGGGGAAAGUUUUGAGCUAGAAUCAUCUCGUAAUGUUAGUGAUCAUAACCACCAAUUCCAUUCCAUGAAUGCAUUAGAGAUCUUAAGAGAAACCGUUAGGAUUUUAAGGUACAAUUCGGCCGGUUUUAUGAUCAUUGCAGCUUUGUUAAUUUGCCCGGUAUCUGCAGUACUUAUGUCAAAUUUGCUAGUGGAUCAUUCCAUUGUGAAGAGAUUUACCGUUAGGCUUUUGUUAGUUGCCAAAACCAGUGGACUCCCAUUGAGAUCUUUCAUCAAACAGUCGUGCCAACGUUUUGCUGAGACGGCUGUUUCCUCAGCAAUGUGCUUCCCUUUGUUCAUCACAUUGUCUUUGUUAUCAAAAGCCGCGGUGGUUUAUUGUGUAGAUUGUACUUAUUCAAGGAAAUCAGCCGAUGUUUCGAAGUUUUUUGUGAUAAUUCGAAAGUUUUGGCGGCGGCUUAUUUCUACAUAUGUGUGGAUGUGUAUGGUAAUUGUUGGUUGUGUAACAACUUUCUUCGUUUUCCUUGUUGCGGCAUGUAGCGUACUUUCUGUCAUUGGCUUUACACCUGAUUUAAUUGUGUACGCAGUGAUUAUAAUGGGGCUAGUGUUCUCGGUUGUUUUUGCCAAUGCUAUUGUUGUCUGCAAUAUUGGGAUUGUAAUCUGUGUGUUGGAGGAGGUUUCGGGACCGCAGGCAUUGCUUCGUGCUGGUGUUCUAAUCAAGGGGCAGACUCAGGUUGGUCUUUUGAUAUUUCUUGGAUCCACAAUUGGGUUGGCAUUUGUGGAAGGGUUGUUUGAACAUAGGGUAAAGACGUUGAGUUAUGGAGAUGGGUCUUCUAGGAUCUGGGAAGGGCCUCUGUUGGUUAUAAUGUAUUCAUUUGUGGUACUUGUUGAUUCCAUGAUGAAUACGGUUUUCUAUUUCAGUUGCAGAUCUUAUAGUAUCGAAGCCUCAGAUGGUGAAUGUCAAUCCAUGUUGGAUACUAUAACUGUUUCCGCUGAAUCAUUGGGUGUUCAAUGACAUCAUCACAGGCGUUGUUAUG
Messenger RNA from Theobroma umbraticum, 1214 nucleotides. RefSeq lists its product as uncharacterized. Lineage: Eukaryota; Viridiplantae; Streptophyta; Magnoliopsida; Malvales; Malvaceae. The record is from RefSeq and is a predicted model, not a curated record.